Molecule: messenger RNA, 431 nt
Organism: Musca vetustissima
Lineage: Eukaryota; Metazoa; Arthropoda; Insecta; Diptera; Muscidae
Gene: Ccdc58
Product: protein MIX23
Exons: 3
Coding region: 1-429 (142 amino acids)
Cellular component (GO): mitochondrion; mitochondrial intermembrane space
Source: RefSeq, a predicted model, not a curated record
AUGGCCAUUUCAUAUUCCUGUCAUGAUUUCCUUGGCUUCCAAGAAGCUUUGAAGAAAAUGCGUGAUAUUGAUGAUAAGAUCAUUUACACAUUGAACUCUUCCCUGCCGACUGAAUCGUUUAAGGGUCAGGUGAAUAGUGAACAGACCUGCCGUGAUUUAUAUGACAAAUUAAAGGUGGGCCACAAACAACGUGAGGAGGCCAUCCGUGGCUGUAUUAUGGUCUCGGCCGAUACAUUGAAAACCCUGCGCGAACAACGUGAAGCCAAUCCGGAUGAUGUUGAUGUCAAUAAGAAAUUUAAAUCGGAACAACGAAAGUUGCGCGUUUUACAAUCGGAACUGAAUGUGGAAGACAUUGUCAAAGAUCGCUCAUACAAAGCAUUUAAUGAACGUUGCCGGGUAUUCUUUAGGGCUGGUGAUGCCGCAUUAUGAUU